AUGUUAACGAAAAAAGAAAUUGAACAAUUAAUUGAUAAAAAAAAUUCGUCAUUGAAAAUUGUCAAACCAACAGUAACACCAAAAUCUUCAGCUGCAUGGAAUAGUUUUAGUCAUAUUUACGUUAACAAUAUCAAACAGGAAUAUGUUAUUUGCAAUCAAUGUGAGGAAUUACUUAUUUAUAAACCAUCUUCUGGUACUAAUUCUUUAUCUAAACAUAUUAGUAGCUGUCAAAAGGUCAAAACGACAGCUUCUCAUAAUCAGACAACUAUCAAUCAAUUUUAUGCAUCUUCAAAAAAUGAACCUGCUAUUCCAGAUCGAGUAAAGCAGGAAAUCAACGUUGCUUGUGUUGAAUUUACAGCACUUGAUUCUCGAUCAUUUAAAACAAUUCAUGGAAUAGGCUUCAAAAAUCUUGCACAAAAAAUUUUCGAUGCCGGUAAAUAUUUACCUAUAUCUAAGGAUAUUAAUGUUGAAAAACUACUUCCACAUCCAACAACAGUAAGAAUGAUAUUUUUUAAUCUAUUAUAA
Rotaria sordida is the source of this 525-nucleotide messenger RNA. The record is from the annotation of a GenBank genome assembly. Lineage: Eukaryota; Metazoa; Rotifera; Eurotatoria; Philodinida; Philodinidae.